AUGCCCAAACGUUCCACCUCUAGCUCGAGCUCGUCCUCGUCGUCCGUCAAACGACGUAGGAAACGGAGACGACGACGGUCACUCUCUCCUAGUGCUGAACGUGACAAUUCGCCUGUCAAUGUUUUCAUUUUGGACGCCAAACUAGAACCGGAGGCAAUCGCGGAGCUGGCUUCAAUGGUGGAAGAUAACGACUUAUCCGAGCUUCAGCUCUGUUCAAGUGUUCAAGAAUCAGACAUCAUCGUGACUGCUGUCCGGAUGAGAAAGCGGUUAGAGAGGCAUCUUGAUUGGCAGCUUGCAAGACAAAAACCCAUAGUUACACCAGAUUGGCUGAGAGGCUCGAUUGAGCAAUGCAGGCUCCUUCCCUGCGCUGACUACGCCGCCCUCGAAGAACUCGUCGAAACAACUGCUUCACACUGCCCAGAGAAGACUUGUUUAACCCAUGAGGAAUGUACUCACAGAACCUCAUCCGAUCCGUUUCCUGACGCACCGAACGCUGUUGACAACGCCAAUAAGGACAUUCAUCCUGGACUUUUCCAACGCUACGCCUGCAUCCGACAUUCUCCCCUCGUAUGUGUGAAUCAAGACAUGGUAAAUCAGUUCCUCGUAUUGAAACGCCACAGGGAGUUGGAGGGCUGGCAGCUCAGAGCGCUAAGCUAUGAGCGUACUAUAGCUUCUUUGAAAGCCUAUCCUCACCUCAUAACCGAGGACAAGUUGACUGAGAUAGCUAGAAUACCUUUUCUCGGAGAGAAGUCUAUGACAAAGGUCAAAGAAUAUCUUCGUCAAGGCAAGAUUUCAGAGUGCACGACACUUCUCGCCAACGAGAGGUAUCAAGCCCUUUCGUCAUUCAUUUCUAUCCAUGGAAUUGGACCUAGUACAGCCCGAAACCUGUACUCGAUGAAUCUCAGAACGCUCAGUGACCUUGAGCGCUACUACGGCGUCGAUCCCGAUCCCGACGUCCCGGCAGCAGAGAAACUAGCCACCCUACCUCAAUCCCACGGCUCCAAGUCGAAUAUACCACAGUUGACGAUUCCAGUCGGACUGGCGUUACGACACGAUUUGGCGGAAACGAUUCCUCGGCAUGAGGUAGAAGAAAUGCGUGAUGCUGUGAUGGCAGAAUUAGACAAGAUAAGAACGGGUUGUGUUAGCACUAUUACCGGAGGCUAUCGUCGAGGAAAGCUCGAAAGUAACGACGUUGACAUUGUGAUCAGUCAUAGCGAUUUGAAAAUAGGUCGGGGAUAUGUCGUCGGCUUGUGUUCUCAACUUGUUCGAGCACUGUAUCGCAAAGGCCUUGUAACCCACGUUAUGCGUGAGCUCGUUCGUCUGCACGUUUUGAAGGCGGCGUUGUUAAAUUUGACCUUUCUUGUAGACUUGUCAAGUUUUCGUGAACACAACACUCUCCGCACAUCCCAUUGGGACUCGUUGGAAAAGGCUUUAACUGUCUUCUUACUCCCAAACGACGGAAAGGGCACUCGUCGCAUACAUCGCCGCCUUGACUUGAUCUUUGCUGCUCCAGAAGUGUAUUGGACGGCAGUCGUAGGCUGGACUGGUUCAAAGAUGUUUGAACGAGAUUUGAGAUUAUGGGCUAAACAGGAAAAGUAUGAUUACACGACUUCUACAACUCCACAGCGGGAUCUGGACUAA
Molecule: messenger RNA, 1641 nt
Organism: Marasmius oreades (fairy-ring Marasmius)
Lineage: Eukaryota; Fungi; Basidiomycota; Agaricomycetes; Agaricales; Marasmiaceae
Exons: 9
Coding region: 1-1641 (546 amino acids)
Biological process (GO): double-strand break repair via nonhomologous end joining
Cellular component (GO): nucleus
Molecular function (GO): DNA binding; DNA-directed DNA polymerase activity
Source: RefSeq, a predicted model, not a curated record